GUGUUCACUCUGAUACGAGCCAGUCUUGGGGAGGUUUCUCGGAUUCUCUGGCAGAUGAAAACAGCUGUACCAGAGCCCAGAAUGCAACUCGGUUGCUUGUCUCGACUUCGUUCUUAGCCUUUCAGCAGUGCAUCCAUAAUGGCAUCACGGAAUGGUUCCCGGACCUCCUAAUAUGCCCUCGAUUUAUACAGCGAGAACGAGGGCACCCGGACCAUCCUCAAAAUGACCACCGGCUUCAGCUCGAACUCCUGCCGAUUCGCAGAUUACUUCGUUAUCUGCGGAUUGGACACCGAAACUGGGUUGGAACCAGACGAACUCUCCGCUUUAUGCCAGUAUAUAGAGGCUACUAAAUUCAGAGAUGGGGCCAGACGAUUGUCAGCGAGUGGCGAAGAAGGUGAGAAUUUUGAGCAGAGUCCCCUGCGGAGGACAUUCAAGUCCAAAGUCCUGGCACACUACCCCGACAAUGUGGAGUGGAGCCCCUUUGACCAGGACGCGGUGGGCAUGCUGUGCAUGCCGAAGGGCCUGUCGUUCCGCACGCAGGCGGACUCGCGGGAGCCGCAGUUCCACUCCUUCAUCAUCACGCGGGAGGACGGCUCGCGCACCUACGGCUUCGCCCUCACCUUCUACGAGGAGGUGACCAGCAAGCAGAUCUGCAGCGCCAUGCAGACGCUGUACCACAUGCACAACGCCGAGCAGUACGACAUCCUGCACGCGCCGGCCCCGCCCCCCGCCGCGCCCGCCCCCCACGACGACCGCCGCCACGUCCUGCACCCGUCCCCCGCCCUCUCCCGCCUGCAGCGCUUCAACUCCUACGACAUCAGCCGCGACACGCUCUACGUCUCCAAGUGCAUCUGCCUGAUGGCGCCCAUGGCGUUCCCGCAGGCCUGCCGGAAGGUUCUGGAGCAGCUGCACCGCGCCGUCUCCUCCCCGCAGCCGCCGCCGCUGCCGCUGGAGAGCUACGUCUACAACAUCCUGUACGAGGUGCCGCUGCCGCCGGUGGGCCGCUCGCUCAAGUUCUCCGGCGUGUACGGGCCGAUCGUGUGCCAGCGGCCCAGCACGUCCGAGCUCCCGCUCUUCGACUUCCCCAUCCGGGAGGUGUUCGAGCUCCUCGGGGUGGAGAACGUGCUGCAGCUCUUCACCUGUGCCCUGCUGGAGAUUCAGAUCCUGCUCUACUCUCAGCACUACCAGCGGCUGAUGACGGUGGCAGAGAGCAUCACGGCCUUAAUGUUCCCCUACCAGUGGCAGCACGUGUACGUGCCCAUCCUGCCCGCCUCGCUGCUGCACUUCCUGGACGCGCCCGUCCCGUACCUGAUGGGCCUGCACUCCAACGGCCAGGACGACCGCUCCAAGCUGGAGCUGCCCCAGGAGGCCAACUUGUGCUUUGUGGAUAUCGACAACCACUUCAUCGAGCUGCCGGAGGACCUCCCGCAGUUCCCCAACAAGCUGGAGUUCAUCCAGGAGAUCUCGGAGGUGCUGAUGGCGUUCGGCGUCCCCCCGGAGGGCAGCCUGCACUGCAGCGAGACCGUGUCCAAGCUGCGGGACUUCCGCGCCGGCGACGUGGCCUCCGACAAGCGCAACGGCAACCUGGCCGGCUCGCCGCUCCACUCCUACCUGCUGAAGGAGAACCAGACCAUCGCCCGCCUGCAGGCGCUGGUCAAGAGGACAGGCCUCAGCCUGGAGAAGUUGGAUGUGAAGGAUGAGGGCAGCAGUAACAGGGACCUGAAGGUGCAGUGUGAUGAGGAGGAGCUGAAGAUGCAUCAGCUCAACAUCCAGGUGCGCGAGGUCUUCGCCAACCGCUUCACGCAGAUGUUCGCAGACUACGAGGUGUUCGUCAUCCAGCCCAGCCAGGACAAGGAGGCCUGGUUCAGCAACCGGGAGCAGAUGCAGAACUUCGACAAGGCCUCCUUCCUGUCGGACCAGCCGGAGCCGUACCUCCCCUUCCUGUCCCGCUUCCUGGAGACGCAGAUGUUCGCCUCCUUCAUCGACAGCAAGAUCCUGUGCCACGACGACGAGGACAAGGAGCACACGCUGCGCGUCUUCGACCUGCGCGUCGACAAGGUCCGCAUGCUGAACGUGCGCACGCCCACCCUGCGCACCUCCAUGUACCAGAAGUGCGCCAACAUCGCCGAGUCUGCGACUCCUAUUAAAAAGCGUUUACAGAAAGCUGAUCUGGUUGCCCCCACCCCUCACUGCAUUGGCCUGGAGAACUACAAGGCCCACAUUCAGAAGGCCAUUGAGAUGAGGGUGUCCAAGAUCGACCACACGGCGCUGCACCCCCACCUGCUGGACAUGCGCAUCGGGCAGGGCCGCUACGAGCCCGGCUUCUUCCCCCGCCUGCAGUCCGACGUGCUGUCCUCCGGCCCCACCAGCAACAAGUGGGCAAAGCGGAGUGCCCCUGCACAGUGGAGAAGGAAGGACCGGCAGAAGCAGCACGCUGAACACCUGUACCUGGAUAACGACCAGAGAGAGCAUUUUGAGUGUUUGUUCCCGGGGCUGCACUUCCUGUUGGCUCUGGAUUACUACUGGCUGUCGCAGUCCUUCAGGCCCUGUCUGAAGUCCGUGUCUGUGGACCUGAAGUACAUCCAGGAGGCUCGCAACCUGGGCACCACGAUCCGGCAGCCCAAGCUGUCCAACCUGUCCCCCUCCGUCAUCGCGCAGACCAACUGGAAGUUUGUGGAGGGCCUUCUGAAGGAGUGCAGGAACAAGACCAAGCGGAUGCUGGUGGAGAAGAUGGGGCGGGAGGCGGUGGAGCUGGGCCACGGGGAGGUGAGCAUCACGGGCGUGGAGGAGAACACGCUCAUCGCCAGCCUCUGCGACCUGCUGGAGCGCAUCUGGAGCCACGGCCUGCAGGUCAAACAGGGUAAAUCUGCGCUGUGGUCCCACCUGCUGCACUACCAGGAGGGGAAAGAGAAGAAGGAUGCCACGCCCGGUGGCCUGGGGCCUCCAGCGUUCAUCCAGGAGUCUGAGAGAAGGAAGUCUGAUGCCGGGUCUGCCAUGCCCCCCCUAAAGGUGUCCGUCAUACAGGACAUGAGACACAUCCAGAACAUCGGCGAGAUCAAGACGGACGUUGGGAAGGCGCGGGCUUGGGUGCGCCUCUCCAUGGAGAAGAAGCUGCUGUCCAGACACCUCAAACAGCUGCUGUCUGACCACGAGCUGACCAAGAAACUGUACAAACGCUACGCCUUUCUGCGCUGUGACGAUGAGAAAGAGCAGUUCCUUUACCACCUGCUCUCCUUCAACGCCGUGGACUAUUUCUGCUUCACCAACGUCUUCACCAUGGACUACAACUACCCCAUGUGCGCCUUGCAGGCGUUUGCCAUUGCCCUCUCCAGCUUCGACAGCAAGCUGGCCUGCGAAUAGGAAGCACCGCCCCAUGCUGACAUAACUUCCUGUUCUCUCCGCUCUCCUCCCCCACCAGGAUGGUUUCCUAGGGUCCCGUCCUGACUGCUUGAGAAAAACAAGAGCUCUGCCCCCUAAUUGAAUUGAGGAGGAGCUAAGGAGGAGGGGCUAAGGAUUUGGUGAAGUACCAUAAGAUGCAGAUGUUCCAGCCUGUGUAGCUUUUCCCCCUGACUGAAGCUGGGGAUGUUGCUAUGGUUAUCUCUGUCUCAAUCUGCAGUGGACAAAAGCACAAACAGUGAAAUACUCAUGCAUUACAAGCUGCUUUUUCUUUGUAUGUUUGCUUAUUUUUACUGAUGAUUGUCAGGAUCAAAUCAUGACAAUAGUUAUUACUACUGCUGGUAUUUGUGACUGUAUUUGCGAUAUAUUAACACUGUUUUAUUGAUGGACAACAUUGUCAUUCAAGAGCUGAAAUCUGUGUUGCUUGCAUAACACUAACAGACUAAAAAUGUUCUGUCUUUGAUAAGCUGAAUUAUGUAUGAGAGAAGACACUGUAACUGUAAUCAUGUCAAAGAUUUGCAUUGCAUUUGGCAGCUUAAGCUAUUUAACAGUCGUUCAGUCAAUUCUGUCAAUAUCCUCAGCAUUAACUGCAAAACUGCAGAUUAAUUAACCUGUGUGAACAGCUUCGAACGAGAGGUCAGCAGGUCAUGUCACUAGAUUGAAUUUAUCAGAAUAAUGGCCCUGAAGCGAUUGGUAUUAGUUUAUGUAGCUCAUUAGCCUACAGCUCUGCAUCGGAUUGAAAAUGUAAAAUGGUCAUGGAAUAUGCUGCAUUAUCCUAGGCCACACUUGUUGACAGAUUUUUAAAGUGUUUUUGUUAUUUAUGUAUUUAUGUUUCCACGUUAUUUGAUGAGCUAUAGUAUUAUUCAUCAAUUGUAUUUUCCUGUAGCAGACCGAGUUUGUAUGGUAAAGUGGAGUCAGAAGCACAUAUAAUGUAUUGUGGCUGACAGCAAUACCCAUCCAAAAACCAAAAACUAAGAGCGGACAGAGAAAGAGAGGGAAAGUGUUCUGUAAUGGGAAGCGAAGCAGAUGGAUCAGUGAUUCAGCCUUCUCUAUGUCCGUGUAUCAUGUCAAACACAAUGAGGAGUAAUUUUCUCUCUGGGAACGUAAGGAAUGCAGCACUUUAACUUGAGUUUACCAUGCUUGUUAGACAGUUGUAAAUAUUGUGCCUUUUGGAGGAUAAAAAUGUCAUGCUUCAAUUCUUUAAAAAAAAUGCUGUAAUCUUCAGUUUUUGCUCCCUACAGCUACAUUUCCAUUAGAACGUCAAAGAGAAUUUAACUUGAAGCGCUUAAAAACAGCUUUGUGCACAGACUCCCACCAAAGUGAUUCAGCACAGGUGAUUGGACGUUGCCUGAGCUGACGUGUGGAAGCAUGUGAUACGAGCAAGUUACUUAUAGCUUGUAAACCUUAGUUAUAGUGUGAACUCUUAAUGCUGCCACAGUGUGGGAUAAGUUGUGUGUCUUAUUGCAGUCUUUUUGGAACUAUAGAUGUAGUAAAACAAAAGGCCUUGGUGUUUUAUAAAAACUGGGUCAACUAUGCGUUUGUAUACGCAUAAAUCCCACUUCAAUUUGAUGAAUUACACGAAACUGAAUCGACAUUCUGAAGUCAGAAAGGGUAGCUACUGUCAAUAUGCAAGCAGUGGAUAAUUUUGAAUGUUCGGUCCCUUUCAUUGGCAGCUUUGGACAGUAUUGUUGGAAAUUACACGAGAGGACCACCAAAACUGGCUCAGAAUGGAGAUUGCCCACAGAAGAGAUGUGAGAGCAGACUAGGGCAGGUUUCCCCAAACUUACUGAAAUCUGGAGAGGCACAGGGUCCGUGGGUUUUUGUUUUCACCCAAGAAAACAAGUGAGGUGAGUUCACUGUGUAAUCAAAUGCCCUUAUUGAUCAAUUGAGUGCAGAAUGACAAUUGAACCCAGCAGACACUAUGGCUGUCCAGUACCAGGGUUGGGAACCCUUGCUCUAGGGCAAAGAUCUCAGAGUCAAAUCCUGGAGGGCAGCUGUGUCUGCUGCUUUCUGAUAUGGCCCUGCAUUUAAGUGCUCACUGUAAUUCAAGUCAUUGAUUGGCUAAAGAGUCUGCACACCUGGUUUUUCCAAGGCCUAAAUUGGCUGCCGAUUGAAAGAAAAUGACAGAAACCAGCAGAGUCUGCAGUCCUCCUGGUCUGGAGUUUGAGACCCCUGCUCUAGGGGAGUCUCAGCCAAACCUUUCUUACAUGAUGUUCCUCCUGGGAAAAAUAACUGCUCUAUUCGAGUCUAUUCUAUGAAUGGUUGAAGUAAACUGAGAGGAACAAGCGAAGGGACACUUUGAGAACUAGCAGAGGGUAACAGAAGAACAUGAAGGAGGGAUAGCCUAGCUGUCUCCUCUUUCUAAACCUUGGUUUUAUCAAACAUUCCGGCUCUAUAGAUUUAGAGCGCAUUCACAACCUUCAGAGGAUUGAAUUGCUCUCAAGGUGGUAACAAUUGGCCCUCUCUGCAGUAAGCCAAUGUCUUCCACACUCUGCUGUAAUUACCACCUCAACUGUGGAUUACAUUUUCAUUUCUGUAUUUCAGUAUUGGUCGAGGUGUGUAUUAGGAAUAUUUACAAUUUUUUAAAAAAAUUAUUAUUUUUUAUUAUUUCACCCAGAGCAACUUUUACGGACAUUUUUGUUUUCGCUAUUUUAAACUUGAGUAUUUACAGUACUGAACAAAUGCAGGUCGAGUAGGGUACCUUUGCUCACUAGUGCUACUGCAGCCACUGCCUCCCACUGCCCCCCUUACCCGCUGCACACCACACGCUGUAGGCAUAAUUGCAUGGCAGUUUGAAUGGGAGGGGGCAAAGGUGAACGAUGGCUCAAAGAUGGGCCUUACUUCUCUCCUCCAUAGCCCCUAACCCUCACCCUAACCCCACCCUGCCUCUCAUAAGUGACCAGCUGGAGCAGGGCAGGACUAGACAGAAUCACUCUUACACCAGCACACCAGCACCCAGGCAUCCUGCCCUUGUGAAUAAUCAGUAUCCGACUUUCCAUUGAGGUCCCGCAGACUAUUUUCACCUUACUUGUGCAUGAACAAGCUGUGAUGGGAAUUUCCAAACUUCUUUUUAUUCCUAUUCCUCUUUUUUUUUUUGUAAGGCUGACAUGAAUGUUGCACGGAAUUGGGAUUCAAUGUUCCAAAUUUGUAGAAAUUCACGCUAAUGGAAACAAAGCUAUUGACAUACAGUAUCACAUGCCUAGUUCAGUUGCUGCCACCGUGUUCUCAGUUUGAGUGGAAUCUUUUUUGAGUCUGGUAUUUCAGCAAACGGAAAUAACAGAUGCUUCAAAUUGCCUGAACACCGUAUGUUACUUACAUUUCAGAAUUUAUUUCCAAUUUUUAAAAUGAAGAAAUCUAAAUACUUUCAUAAAAGAAAAAGGUCCUGUCACAAAGUCUAUUAAAAGGUUGGCAUAAAAAAUGGCAAAGAACAAUCCACAAAGAAAGUGGGGUAUUUCUAAAUGCUUUAAUUCAGCGAAUUCUGCUUUACCCCUACUGUCUUGUUCAGUAGUGUUCAGCUGUCUUUGAUAUGAAUGGACAAUUGGUUUCAUAUAAACUACUGAAAUGAAAAUGCAUAAAAUCCUUUUAAAAUAAAACUGCUUUUCAUAUUUGUUACACUGAAUCCAGGAAUAAAAACUUGGCCCCAUUCAUUUUCUAUAUGUAAUAGUAGUACCGCUAUAUUGUAAUGUUGAAUGUGAAUGUUGUUAUACAUUAAAAGUGUUUGUUUACAUUUACAGUGCUGUAAGCAUAAAGAAUAAAUCUUUAUUCUGAUGA
This is a messenger RNA of Anguilla rostrata (American eel), 7167 nucleotides long. RefSeq names its product DENN domain-containing protein 5A-like. Gene Ontology annotation, biological process: retrograde transport, endosome to Golgi. Bases 223 to 3360 code for a protein of 1045 amino acids. The transcript is spliced from 19 exons. The record is from RefSeq and is a predicted model, not a curated record. Gene Ontology annotation, molecular function: guanyl-nucleotide exchange factor activity; small GTPase binding. Lineage: Eukaryota; Metazoa; Chordata; Actinopteri; Anguilliformes; Anguillidae. Gene Ontology annotation, cellular component: trans-Golgi network.